Messenger RNA from Ipomoea triloba (trilobed morning glory), 2628 nucleotides. RefSeq names its product protein SIEVE ELEMENT OCCLUSION B. The coding region runs from base 91 to 2268 and encodes 725 amino acids. Lineage: Eukaryota; Viridiplantae; Streptophyta; Magnoliopsida; Solanales; Convolvulaceae. Gene Ontology annotation, biological process: phloem development. The record is from RefSeq and is a predicted model, not a curated record. The transcript has 7 exons.
AAACUCACCAAACCAUCUAUCCCAUUUUGUCCGAGCAAAUUAACCACCUUUUCAUAAUCACAUAAAAAAAAAAGAGACAAGAAUUCCGAAAUGGAAAGGAUAGCAGCCAGCCAUAAUGCAGUUGUUCCGGCGGCGCAGCCUAGGGUUCAGCCCUUGGCUAGGCGGGCGCCGCCGCUGUUCACUCUCUCCGAUGACCACGCCAUGGUUAAGAAAAUCCAGGACACCCAUAGCCCCGACGGCCGCGACGUCGACGCCAACAUCAUUCUCCAGAUCAUUGAGGAGAUCUUCCAACACGCCUACCCUGGCGUUGAGGGCGUUCUGCAGGGCACUCAGGGGGCUACUAUUCCAGGCGCUCAGCCAGUAGCUAACAUUGAGAAGUUAGAAGUGAAAGCUUCACUUGCUGUUGAUGGGGUUCUUGAAGGAUUGGCAUAUAUCACCCACAAAGUCUCCUGCGAGUUGACAUGCAAGUGCUCAGGUGGAGGUGACAGCAACGCAACAACCAUGGCAAUCCUGAACAUGCUGUCCAACUACCAAUGGGACGCAAAGGUGGUGCUAUCCCUGGCCGCGUUCGCCGUCACGUACGGCGAAUUCUGGCUGGUGGCGCAGCUCUUCGCCUCCCAUCCGCUGGCCAAGUCCGUGGGCAUCCUGAAACAGUUGCCGGACAUCGUGGAACACUCGGCGGCCCUGAAAUCCCGGUUCGAUGCCAUCAACAAUCUCAUCAUGGCCGUCAUGGACGUCACUAGGCGCAUCAUGGAGUUCAAGAAGCUCCCGGUGCAGUACAUCUCGGAAGACCAGCCGCCCCUCUCCGUCGCCAAAACCCACAUCCCCACCGCGGUCUAUUGGACCAUCAAGAGCAUCGUCGCUUGCGCUGCUCAGAUCACUAGCCUUCUUGGCAUGAACUAUGAAAUCAUUUUGGCUACGACCGUGGAGACCUGGGAAAUCACGAGUACGACCCACAAGCUGGUGAACAUAAGUGAACACCUGAGGGGAGAAUUGGAUCGUUGCUAUCUGCAUAUUGAGGAGAAAAUGCACAUCGAGUAUUACAGAAUGCUGGUACACCUUUUUGAGAUAACCCAUUUUGACAACAUGAAGAUUCUCAAAGCCCUCAUCUACAUCAAAGAUGACAUACUCCCUCUUGAAGUUGGAAACGUCCACACCAGGGCGAGCAUUGAAGUGCUUAGGAGGAAGACAGUGCUUCUUCUACUCUCCGAUCUAGACGUCUCCCACGAGGAGCUACUAGUGCUCUCCCACAUCUACAUGGAAUCAAGGGCUCGCCCGGAGCUACAAUACGAGAUCGUGUGGCUGCCCAUCAUCGAGAGAGCCGCGGUGGAGUGGAACGAGGAGAGGGAGGAGAAGUUCAAGGAGCUACAAGCAAUGAUGCCUUGGUACACGCUCCACCAUCCUUCAUUGUUAGAGCCAGCAGUCAUCAAGUUCUUCAAGGAAAAGUGGCACUUCACCAAGAAAAUGAUGCUUGUGGCUUUGGACCCACAACAAGGGAAAGUUGCCUGCCAAAAUGCACUCCACAUGGCCUGGAUCUGGGGGAAUAUGGCUUACCCUUUCACCCUUGCCAAAGAGGAGUCCUUGUGGAGCAUUGAGUCUUGGAGGGUUGAGCUCAUUGUUGAUAGCAUUGAUUCAAAUGUUCUUGAAUGGACUGAGCAAGGGAAACACAUAUGUUUGUACGGAGGAGAAGACAUCGAUUGGAUCAGGAAUUUCACAGCGCUGGCGAAGAGCGUGGCGCAGAGAGCCGGGAUCGAACUCCACAUGGUGUACGUGGGGAAGAGCAACACGAAGGAGCGAGUGCGGAAGAUCAACCAAAUGAUCCUCAAAGAGGAGCUGAGCUACUGCUGGAACGACCCGACCUCGGUGUGGUACUUCUGGGCGCGGAUGGGCAGCAUGCUCUACUCCAAGCUGCAGCAAGGGCGGAAGAUCAACGAGGACAAGAUCAUGCAAGAGGUGGUUACAAUGCUCAGCUUUGAUGGCAGUGAUAAGGGGUGGGCGCUCAUCAGCCGGGGCUCCGAGGAGAUGGCGAGGGCUAAGAGCGAUAUCCUUAUCGUCACGCUCGACAACUUCCCCGAGUGGGAGCAGGACGCUCGGGAGAAUGGCUUUGUCCAGGCCCUCAUCAAGUACUUCCUCCACUUGCACACCCCGCAGCACUGCAACCGCUUGAUCCUCCCCGGGAUCGCGGGGGACAUCCCCGAGAUGAUCGUCUGCGCCGAGUGUGGCCGCCAGAUGGAGAAGUUCUUCAUGUAUCGCUGCUGCACUGACUGAUCGAGACCAUGCAUGGAUGGUACGUUGUUGAUUUGAGCCUGUCUUUACAAUAUUUGCAUCUAGUUUUAAGGUUCAUUCGUGGACGCUAAUAGUCAAGACUUUAGGCCUUUGUGACAGAGGCCUAAUGUGGACUAUAGGGGUCUGUUGUCUUGAUUUCUUGGAUGUACAAUGUAAGAAAAGUGGGUUUGUAAACUAUGUAAUGUACGGUUGUGUAUGUAUGUGGUAUCUGCAGGGGCUCAUAUAGCUAGCUAGGUCUAGCUAGAUGAUUAGUAUUGGAGUCUGUAUGUUGGAGAGUAUUGUAAGUGUGUUGUUAUUAGUACUAUUGAAUGAAUGAAUGAAGAUGGGCUUUUUUAUAAUUUA